AUGGCCCUGCUCUUCGCCGCGGCGAACGCGCUGAAUAUCUCAACACCCACUGCUCCGUGGAGCGUUGGAGAGAGCGUGACCGAGACCUGGGUCAGCGCGCCCGGAGACCCAGCCUCGUUCUACCUGCGGCUCUACGGAUCCACUGAGACCGUGCUGGUUGCUGCGGACGUACCAACGCACCUCGGACAGAUCACCUUCGCUGUCCCUGAUGUACCGAAGGGGGAAUGGUCCAUUUACGCAGUGAGCGAAGACAUCAAACAGGUUUACGCUACAAGCGGCCGCUUCGUCAUUGACUAG
Messenger RNA from Fomitopsis serialis, 297 nucleotides. RefSeq lists its product as uncharacterized. The record is from RefSeq and is a predicted model, not a curated record. Lineage: Eukaryota; Fungi; Basidiomycota; Agaricomycetes; Polyporales; Fomitopsidaceae. Bases 1 to 297 code for a protein of 98 amino acids. The transcript has 3 exons.